Molecule: messenger RNA, 1677 nt
Organism: Caenorhabditis bovis
Lineage: Eukaryota; Metazoa; Nematoda; Chromadorea; Rhabditida; Rhabditidae
Source: the annotation of a GenBank genome assembly
AUGCUCAGCGUCUUAUAUAAUAUCUCGUUUUUGAUGCUAUUCACCAAUCAAGCAGAAACUUCACAACUCUCAAGAAUACAACGAAGUGAUCAAAAUGUGAUGCGCCUUUAUCGUGAUCUCCUUGAUGAUUAUAAUCACGAAGUGCGACCCGCCGUUCAUCCCGUCGAGCCCAUCAACGUGACAUUUCUAUUUUCGCUCACACAAAUUCUCGACGUGGAUGAGCGUAAUCAAAUAUUGACGACGAAUUCUUGGGUACGCAUGCACUGGAACGAUUAUAAGCUCGUCUGGGACCCGAGGCUAUAUGAAAACGUCACGAGAAUUCAUAUUCCGAGCGACAAAAUUUGGAAGCCCGACAUUAUUCUAUACAAUAAUGCAGACGCACAAUAUAUGAAAUCAGUGAUGUCGACAGACGUGAUUGUCGAUUAUUUAGGCAAUAUUCAUUGGCCGCUUUCAGCAAUUUUCACCUCGUCGUGUCCAUUGGACGUCAAACAUUAUCCGUUCGAUAGGCAAACUUGUAUUCUAAAAUACGCCAGUUGGGCGUAUGAUGGCACAAAAAUCGAUUUGGUGCUGAAAUCAGAAGAAGGGGAUCGAACAAAUUAUAUCACAAACACCGAAUGGAGUUUAAUCAAAAUUCGAGCUCAUAAGAAUCAUGUAAUCUACAGCUGUUGCCCUGAGCCAUAUCCAUAUAUAGAUGUGCAUGUGACAAUUGAAAGAAGAGCAAUGUUCUAUGUAUUCAAUUUAAUUCUGCCCUGUGUUCUCAUCAGCCUUAUUGCACUUCUCGGUUUUUAUAUGCCGACGGAUUCCGGCGAAAAAGUCACCCUCGGCAUCACUUCAUUGCUCUCAACGACCGUUUUCUUGAUGCUCGUUGCCGAAGGAAUGCCGCCGACGUCCGAGGCGUUGCCGCUCAUCGGUAUCUAUUACGGCGUCACGAUUUUCAUUGUGGCUCUCGCCACGGCGAUGACCGUGUUCACCGUGAAUAUACACCAUAAUGGGGUGCACGGCCAUCCGGUGCCGCCGCUUCUUCAGGCGUUCGCCUUCAGAUACCUCUCGCGUUUAUUGCUCGUCCGCAUCGAUCCGUACCAUUCAAUUGCGCAUCAUGUCCGCCACAUGUAUCAGAAGGAGCAUCCGAACGAAUGUUAUUUGUCGGCAGGCGUUCAUUACCAAAGACUCAGCGAUCAAGAACAAGUCCUUCGAGAACGAAUCGAAAAAGACAUCGUCCCAGUGGUCCAUUGUGAUUCAUCGGAUAAACUCCUAAUGCAUCACAAAGAGAAUCAGCUGACGGUCAAUCGUUCUUCCCUCUCAGUCGCCCAAAAUUCAUCACCAGUGAAGAAAAAGGUGUCGUUUUCAUCGACGGAAAACCCGCAUGAGACACCGUUAGAUUCGCCAAUUUAUGGAAGAAAAAUUGGAAGGCGGCACACCGAGCCCGAAUCUUCCACCGCUUCUCGAUCUUCCGACGUGUUCGAGCUCGAGUUCCUUCGCGUGAUGUCAAUGGUAAACGGGAUCAUCGAAAGAAACGAAAUGCGCGUUGCCGAGCAAGACAAACGCGACGCGAUCGCUCUCGAAUGGCAACAAGUCGCAAUGGUGCUCGAUCGGUUCCUUCUACUCGUCUUCCUAUUCGGAACCACGAUAUCAACAUUCGUUAUUCUUAAUCAACGAAAUCUUUUCGAGUCAUCAUAA